Messenger RNA from Babesia bovis T2Bo, 705 nucleotides. Its product is annotated as Glutamine cyclotransferase family protein. Gene Ontology annotation, molecular function: glutaminyl-peptide cyclotransferase activity. Bases 89 to 694 code for a protein of 201 amino acids. The record is from RefSeq and is a predicted model, not a curated record. The transcript has a single exon. NCBI's taxonomy places the organism in Eukaryota, Apicomplexa, Aconoidasida, Piroplasmida, Babesiidae.
AACAAUUCGGCGAGUGGAGCUACCCAAUGGUUAUUUUGCCGAAGGUGCUACGUUUGUAGUGGAGCCGAACACCCUUCGUUUGUACGUGAUGGUACUGACAUAUAAAGACAAUGUGGUACUGUUCUAUGAUUACAAAACAUUCCAAUUGACGUAUGUACAUCAAUGGCGUUAUGUAGGUUUCGGGUUAACAUCAAAUUAUAACCACGACACAAAUAACCUGGAGGAAUUUGUCAAGCAUCAAGAAGUGUGGAUGACCACUGGAGGAACCCAUUUACUGUCUUUAGAAUUACCACCUUCUUUUCGAUUCGGACCUCCCAUGGUGAAAAAGGCUAUUCCAAUAACGUUCAACGGACUACGGUUACGUUACGUGAAUGAAAUGGACUACAACCAUGAGACUGGGACCAUAUAUGGCAACAUUUGGACAAGCGACUUCAUUGUUGAAGUUGAUCCUAAAACUGGGAUAUGCUUACACUUAUGGGACUUAACUCCAUUGAAAUUACAACAACCAGACAACGUAGACGUCAUGAACGGUAUAGCGUGUGAUUCAAGAUCCAAAGGCUGCCUUAUCACCGGAAAGUUUUGGCCAAAUAUAUACAAUGUAGACUUAUUAAUUACAGCAACGUCAGCACGCGAUGUUCCAUCAGCAUUCUAUCAUGAUUACUGCACUGAGUUUAAGGCUCCUUCAGAACAGUGAGUAGGGCCUUC